AUGACUAUUCGUAAUUCUGAAAUUUUAAGUGAUUUUCACAAUUCAUUUUGCAAAGUUGAUGGCCGCCGUGUUGUAAAGUUGCCAUGGAAGCCAGAGUUGAUUCUUUCAUCGAAUAAUUACGAAAUAGCACUCAAACGAUUUCAAAUACUCCGUAACAAACUCUUUACUCAUUCAGACUUAAGAGAUAUUUAUACAGAACAGAUGGAAAAUUAUAUCGAUAACCAACAUAUUGAACUUGCCGAUAAUAGUUCUUGCAACGAAUCAAAACUAUUUUACUUCCCUCAUCAUAUAGUGAAAAAACAAAAGAACGACGAAAAGAAAUGGCGAAUUGUAUUUGACGCUUCUUCUCAUACACCAGGACAUCCUUCCUUAAAUGAUGCUCUUGAGCAGGGUCCAAAUUUGCUUCCAGAAAUAUUUGCAAUAUUGUUACGAUUUCGACUUCACAAACUCGCAAUCACGAGCGAUGGACGUCAAGCAUUCUUGCAUCUUAUUUUGGAUGAAGAGGAUAGAAACUGUACUAGGUUCCUGUGGUUUAGGACAGAAAAGGAUGCAAAAGGAAAAAUACAUUUGCGAAAUGAAAUACUUUAA
Messenger RNA from Argiope bruennichi, 588 nucleotides. RefSeq lists its product as uncharacterized. The transcript has a single exon. The record is from RefSeq and is a predicted model, not a curated record. Bases 1 to 588 code for a protein of 195 amino acids. NCBI's taxonomy places the organism in Eukaryota, Metazoa, Arthropoda, Arachnida, Araneae, Araneidae.